AUGAUGAAGCUCUUUUUUUCUGUCCUCAUUGUGUUAUGUUUGUUUUCAAAGGAAUGUAUGUGCGAAUCUAGAAUUAGCAACAGUGGCAGUGGCAGUGGAAUUGGAGGAGGAACAGAUGAUGGGUUGUACAUGUCAUCUGUGCAUUCAUUUAAAUCUCCCUUCACAGUAAAUGAUUUGGAGAAAGGAUGGGUAUUGAACUAUUCAACUGCAAGCACAAAUAAAUACCUAGUUCUUAUCCCAAAUGUUUAUAAUAGAAGAGGAUUCUUGCAUCAUAGUAAACCCAUUGCAUCUGAUAAUCUGAGUAUUGAAUUUACGUUUCACAUUAGAAGGAAAUAUUAUAAAGAAAAUAUAGAUGCAAGUUAUUACCAAAAAGAUAGAGCAAAAGAAAUUACAUAUAAAAGUACAAUUGAUGAAAAAAACAAAAUUAACGGAUUUGCCUUUUGGCUUAUGACUAAUGAUUUUUCCAUAACAAAGAUAAGUAAUGAAGAAGAUAUACAAUUGGAUGAAGAAGAGUUUGGGUUAUUUGGAUAUAAAAAAUCUUUUAAUGGAAUAGGUGUUGGUUUUCAGUUACGUGGAAACGAUUUGCUAGUAUCAGGAAUAAUUAACAAUGGAGAAAAAGUGAUAAACAUAAAUGAAUAUAUAACAAAGAGGCACAAUCUACAUAUGCUAAGUGUGAAUGAACUGAUAAAUGUAAAAAUAACUACACAGAAAAAUGAAAUGCGUAUUUAUUUAUAUAAUGCAAAAAAUAAUACUUAUAUCCAAAGUCUAACAGUAAAAAAACAAAUUCCAAAAGAAAAUUAUAUCGGAUUCAGUGCAUUUAAUUACAAAGAAAAUGAAAAAAUAUCAAAUACCAAUCCGGAGAAAUAUAUACCAACAUUUGUAGGAAUAACACAAGUUACCAUUUCCAGUAGUGAUUUUUCCUCUAAUAAUGAAUCAAGCAAUUAUUCCUUUAGCAACAAUGACAUAAUAGAUUAUGAAAAAGAACUAAACAAUAACAUGAUCGAAUCAGAUGAUUUUAACAACAGCACUAAUGAUACAAUAAACGAAGUAAAUCUAAACUUGAAACAAUCGAAUAAAAUCCAAGGGGAAGCAUAUAUAACUGCUAUGUUGCAGAAAUUGAUGGCUUACCAAAUAAAUAAUGAGAGAAAAAUUCUACAAAAUAUAAAUAUGUUAAAAGAAAGUGUACAAUUUUUGCAUACAGAAUUGAAACAAAUGAAGAAAUAUAUGAUGAACAAGGCAGAAGAUCCAAAAUAUUUUCAAAAAGUAUUUACCACAGAACUUAGUGGUCUCAAAAGUCUUUUCCAUUCACAUGCUCAGCAUCAUAAAAAAAAUAUAGAAGACAUAACAGAUAAGUUGACGAAAAGGAUAAAUGAAAACCAAGAAUUAAAAUUCCUUGCAGAGAAAGCACAGAAACUAGAAACCAUCAUCAGCAAGGGAAAUAAUACGUCUUACAUUUUUUCCUUAUCUUUUGCUCUUCUCAUUAUUUUAACCUUAAUUUUGAUAUACAAGAAAAUUAGGGAUGUUGAGAAGAAGCAUAUUCUGUGA
This is a messenger RNA of Plasmodium gonderi, 1545 nucleotides long. RefSeq lists its product as hypothetical. The record is from RefSeq and is a predicted model, not a curated record. The transcript has a single exon. NCBI's taxonomy places the organism in Eukaryota, Apicomplexa, Aconoidasida, Haemosporida, Plasmodiidae. Gene Ontology annotation, cellular component: endoplasmic reticulum membrane; COPII-coated ER to Golgi transport vesicle; endoplasmic reticulum-Golgi intermediate compartment. Gene Ontology annotation, biological process: endoplasmic reticulum organization; endoplasmic reticulum to Golgi vesicle-mediated transport; Golgi organization. Bases 1 to 1545 code for a protein of 514 amino acids. Gene Ontology annotation, molecular function: D-mannose binding.